This is a messenger RNA of Propithecus coquereli (Coquerel's sifaka), 3261 nucleotides long. RefSeq names its product spastin (gene SPAST). Bases 126 to 1979 code for a protein of 617 amino acids. The record is from RefSeq and is a predicted model, not a curated record. Gene Ontology annotation, molecular function: ATP binding; microtubule severing ATPase activity; ATP hydrolysis activity. The transcript has 17 exons. Gene Ontology annotation, cellular component: microtubule cytoskeleton. Lineage: Eukaryota; Metazoa; Chordata; Mammalia; Primates; Indriidae.
GCCCCUGGGGCCGGCGGGCGCUCGGGCGUCUGUGGCCCUUGCCGUCGCAGUGGCCGCCGCCGUCGCUUGGUCCCCGUCGGUCUGCGGGAGGCGGGUUAUGGCGGCGGCGGCAGUGGGAGCUGUGAAUGAAUUCUCCGGGUGGACGAGGGAAGAAGAAAGGCUCCCGGGGCCCCAGCAGCCCGGUGCCUCCCAGGCCUCCGCCUCCUUGCCUGGCCCCCGCCCCUCCCGCCGCCGGGCGGGCCUCUGCGCGCGAGUCGCCGCAUAAGCAGAACCUGUAUUACUUCUCCUACCCGCUGUUCGUAGGCUUCGCGCUGCUGCGUUUGGUCGCCUUCCACCUGGGGCUCCUCUUCGUGUGGCUCUGCCAGCGCUUCUCCCGCGCGCUCAUGGCAGCCAAGAGGAGCUCCCGGGCCGCUCCGGCGCCGGCCUCGGCCUCGCCCCCGGCGCCGAUGCCGGGCGGUGAGGCCGAGAGCGUCCGAGCCUUCCACAAACAGGCCUUCGAGUACAUCUCCAUUGCCCUGCGCAUCGAUGAAGACGAGAAAGCAGGACAGAAGGACCAAGCUGUGGAAUGGUAUAAGAAAGGUAUUGAAGAACUAGAAAAAGGAAUAGCAGUCAUAGUUACAGGACAAGGUGAACAGUGUGAAAGAGCUAGACGCCUUCAAGCUAAAAUGAUGACAAAUUUGGUUAUGGCUAAGGACCGUUUACAGCUUCUAGAGAAGCUGCAACCAGUUUUGCCAUUUUCCAAGUCACAAACGGACGUCUAUAAUGACAGUACUAACUUGACAUGCCGAAACGGACAUCUCCCCCAGUCAGAAAGUGGAGCUGUUCCAAAAAGAAAAGAUCCCUUAACACACACUAGUAAUUCACUGCCUCGUUCAAAAACAGUUAUGAAAACUGGAUCCACAGGUCUUUCAAGCCACCACAGGGCACCUAGUUGCAGUGGUUUAUCCAUGGUUUCUGGAGUAAGACAGGGACCUGGUCCUGCAGCUGCCACUCAUAAGGGUACUCCUAAAACAAGUAGAACAAAUAAACCUUCUACCCCUACAACUGCUCCUCGGAAGAAGAAAGACUUGAAGAAUUUUAGGAAUGUGGACAGCAACCUUGCUAACCUUAUAAUGAACGAAAUUGUGGACAAUGGAACAGCUGUUAAAUUUGAUGAUAUAGCUGGUCAAGAGUUGGCAAAACAAGCAUUACAAGAAAUUGUUAUUCUUCCUUCUCUGAGGCCUGAGUUGUUCACAGGGCUUAGAGCUCCUGCGAGAGGAUUGUUACUCUUUGGUCCACCUGGAAAUGGGAAGACAAUGCUGGCUAAAGCAGUAGCUGCAGAAUCUAAUGCAACCUUCUUUAAUAUAAGUGCUGCAAGCUUAACUUCAAAAUAUGUGGGAGAAGGAGAGAAAUUGGUGAGAGCUCUUUUUGCUGUGGCUCGAGAACUUCAACCUUCUAUAAUUUUUAUAGAUGAAGUUGAUAGCCUUUUGUGUGAAAGAAGAGAAGGGGAGCAUGAUGCUAGCAGACGUCUAAAAACUGAAUUUCUAAUAGAGUUUGAUGGUGUACAAUCUGCUGGAGAUGACAGAGUACUUGUAAUGGGGGCAACUAACAGGCCACAAGAACUUGAUGAGGCUGUUCUCAGGCGUUUCAUCAAACGGGUAUAUGUGUCUUUACCAAAUGAGGAGACAAGACUACUUUUACUUAAAAAUCUGUUAUGUAAACAAGGAAGCCCAUUGACGCAAAAAGAACUAGCACAGCUUGCUAGAAUGACUGAUGGAUACUCAGGAAGUGAUCUGACAGCUUUGGCAAAAGAUGCAGCACUGGGUCCUAUCCGAGAACUGAAGCCAGAACAGGUGAAGAAUAUGUCUGCCAGUGAGAUGAGAAAUAUUCGAUUAUCUGACUUCACUGAAUCCUUGAAAAAGAUAAAACGCAGCGUGAGCCCUCAAACCUUAGAAGCAUACAUACGUUGGAACAAGGACUUUGGAGAUACCACCGUUUGAGGAUAUACCUUUGUUAGCCUGCAGAACAUUUUACUUAACAAGAGAGAAACACACAGUCUUCAGUGAACAGUUAUCAGCUACAGAAAUGCAGCCUAAGUUUACAGGACUUUGCAAAGUCUUACAUAUUUGUGCACCAAACUUGAACCAGAAAACAAAUUUAAAUAAAAUAUACAAUGCGAGUGGAAUAUUUUGUUGUUUAAGGCUUUCUUGCCUUGAUGAUCAUGGUUAUCCCAGUGAGCACUGUAAGUUAGAGCACAACACAAACUGAUUCUGGUCUUCUUUACCAAUAUAAUCAUAAUGUAAAUAAUAAUUUGUAUAUCAUGUUGCAGAUUAAGGUAUUCCAGAGACAGUGAAUGGUAGAAGACACAAGAGGCUUUGGUUGUUUGUCUUCUGGCGUUUUUUCUUAAAAUAGUAAUUUUUCCUACUUUUCUUUCCUACUGUUGUCUUAACUGUGGGUGAUUGGAAUGCCAGACACUUAAGUUUCUUUUUUGUUUCUUUCUUUCUUUUUUUUUUCCUAAUAAAUUCAGUGUGCCAAAUGAAACUUUUUUCUAAGUAACAAUAAUAGGAAAAAGUUACGUUGUGGGUUUUUUCUUCUUCAUAAAUCUACAGACAUCAUACAAUUGUUCUGUUCUUUUCACUUUUCAUUUUUCUAUUACCUUGCUACCAAACAAUUUAGAAAGCAAUAUAAUAGCAACAACGCAAAUCUGGUAGAAUAGAGAAGGUUUGAAGGUUUGAGUUACUCUGUCAUAUAACAUGUAGAUCAGUCCUCAUGUGACCUGCAGUAUUUUUUUCUAAUAUCUUUGUCAAAAAUCUGCUGUAGACUGUUAACUUAUUUCUGAUGGAAUUUAUUUUCUGCUAGAAUUAUUCUAAUAUUGCUGUAAAACUGAUUCCAGUGUGAGAGAAGGGAAAUACUCGGAGCUAAGACAUUUCUAAUUUAUUGCUUAUUACUUUCUUACUGUUUACAGGAUAAUGAUAAGCCAGUGAAAAUACCAUCUUUUAUUCCUAAUAAUUAUUAAUCCCUUCAAUGAAACUUUAAAAAAAUACUGAAUUUUUAUACAUUGCAUACAUUUUAUAGGUUUCUUGUGCUCACUUUAUUAACUAAGAAGUUCUAGUCUGUCGAUCUGCCUUUUGUUCCCCAAAAAUGUACAGUAAUUCUGUUUCUUGUUUGUAUAAAUAUGCCUGGAUUUUUAUUAUAAAAAUGUCAUUGUAGGAAGUAGACUCAUGUCAUGGCCUUUUAAAUAUUGUAAUAAAGGCAAAUGGAUAUUUGCCCUUAGUUUACUGG